This is a messenger RNA of Brassicogethes aeneus, 5697 nucleotides long. NCBI's taxonomy places the organism in Eukaryota, Metazoa, Arthropoda, Insecta, Coleoptera, Nitidulidae. The record is from the annotation of a GenBank genome assembly.
GUUCAAUGACAUUUCGGCGUGCUAUUCCGAAAUUAACAAAAUGGACGCUGACGCAUUAUUUAAUAAAACGCCUUGUAAAUAAAGGAAUAAUAUGUUGUCUGUGAUGCUCAAAGUAGUUUUUAUUAUAUUAAGUUGUUAAAGAAUAUGUGACAAGCCCAGUGAAGUGCGAAUUCAUCAUUUUCAACAAUGGCAAAUAGUGUUGUUAAGGUAACAGAUGCAAUGCUUAAUGACAGUUUAUUGCUGCUUGUGGGUGAGGAUGGAACUGUUACCCCAGAUCGAGAAACUGUUGAAACCUAUCUUAGCUCUAAAACUGGUGCAACAAACAUUCAAAUUAUGCACAUAAACAAAAAUGAUGGAAAAGGCAUUGAUGUAUCUAUAGAUAAUCUUACAUAUUUGCCAGAUGCUGAUACAGAAGAUAUACUGGUUAAAGAGCUGAACAUGGAUGAGGUGUCGAGAAAUUUAUAUAAUUUCAAAUUGGAUCAUGAUUAUACCCCUUUAACAUCUCCCAGGAGAAGUCCAAUCCCUGAAGAAGAUGAACUUGCAAAAACUUUAAGUAUACUUGAUGGUGGAGAAGAAGUUGAACCUAAAAAAGUUACAGUGGAAAGAACAUUAAUUCCAGUAUUAACCCCUAUUAAAAAUACAGCUGUGGUGAGUCAAGUAGUGAAUAAAAUCGAGAAAAAAGUGGAAAGUAAAGAUAAUAAGAAUGAAAAUAUUUCUACUGUGGAACCAGAAGUUAAAACUCCAGUAUCCACAAAAGCUCAAAGAAGGUCCAAAUUUAUAUCAUCUUCUAAACCUAAACCAAAACCCAAAAAUAUUGAAGAAGAGUUGGAGGAAAAUUCAGAAGAUGAGGAUUUUGACAUUGAAUUUGAAGAUGAUGAAAAUGAUUCAGAUUUUGACAUGGAGGAAGAAAUUAAACCUAAACUCAAAAGAGGCAAAAGGACAAAGUCUGAAUCCUCUAAAAUGUUACCCAAAUCCCAUAAAGAAACUCCUAAACAGCAUAAACCUGAACUACCUAAAGAAAAACCUCAGGAAAAACCACUGGAGGUUAAACCUCCAGACACACCAACAGAUAAAAAACCUCCUAAAAAAGAAAAGAAAACUCCAAAACCCAUUCCAGAUGAUUUUGCCUUAUUUUCCACCCCAGAUAUAAUCAGGAGGGUGGGUGGCAAGGAACCCACUACUCCAGAGGCAAGUCCCACUAAACCAGCCAAAAUAACGCAGGAAAGUAGAAGUAAAUCAACUUCAGAUGGAUCUCAUUCUCCCACUAAACACGGGCGUGUUAGUUUUGAUGGAAAACUAAGCACAAGUAAGGACAUUAAAUUAAAAGAUAGAAGACCUAGUAGUGAAGUGAAGAAGAGAACUAGUAUUGACGAAAAACCUAAAAAAAUUGAAGUAAAGCCUACAGAACUAAUGGAAGUUGUUAAUUCUAAUGAUCACUCCCUUCAACAAGUGCCUCUAGUGAUUCCUCCUGAAGAACACCAAAGUCAUAUACCAAUGGAGGAUUUUGGCACAGUGGUGCCACCUGUGGAAGGGGACAACAUUAAUUUGGAUGGUACUGGAUUGGAGCUGGAUCAGAGUCUCCUCGACAAUCUGAACAACGAUUUGAUCCCGGAAGAUAUUUUGUAUCAGGUUGCGCAAUCACUAGUGCGCAACACCGAGCUCCAAAGCGUUAUUGACAAGGGCAUCAACGAGGGUGUUCUUAAUGCCAGUGUGCAGGACACGAUGAAUUUAGAUGACAGUGUCAUGCACAAUACUGAUGAAAGUUUCCAGGAAUCAAGUGAUAUUUCACCAUAUAAAGGGACACAAAUUGUUAGACCGGACGGUCGAAUAGUUACAAUUCCACCUAUUGAGCGACCAGCGACCAGAAGUCGAAAUAAAAGGAGCGAUGAAGAACGGCCAUCUCUAUUCAAGCCUGUGCACAAACCUCUCGACGACGAGCACGUGUCCGGGAACGAGCUGGACAGUUCCGGGGACGAGGAGGAGGAAUCCGAAGACGACCCGAACAAACUGUGGUGCAUAUGCAACCAACCGCACAACAACCGUUUCAUGAUCUGCUGCGACACGUGCGAGGAAUGGUAUCACGGCAAGUGCGUGAACAUCACCAAAGCGAUGGGACAGCAAAUGGAAUCCGAGGGCAAAGAGUGGAUUUGCUUGUUCUGCAAGGAUCCCUCGCUGAGAAGGCCGCAAGCGGCCGCGCGGCGCGUUCGAAAAGCUUCGAGAAACUCGCGCGCCUCGACCGAUAGCGUGGACAGCAGCAAAAAACCUGACGUACCCGGCAGCACAGGCUCGAUGCCCUGCGUCGUUUGCCAGAAACCUGCCAGGAAGAAUUCGAUUUUUUGCAGCGAGGCUUGUAUAUUGGAACAGGCGAAGAACGUGGAAAGGGCUGUUGUGUUUGACAGAGCUACAGGAAAUAUGUUGACAGGCAAUAAGGCACCCAGUGCUGCUAAUCUGGAGCAAUGGCUUAAAGAACAUCCUACAUUUGAAGCUGUUAAAUCAGGUGGAAAAGUUGUUACUGCAAAGAGCGGUAAUAUGACACAAUCCAAACUAAAACUUGUUAAAAACACUGAUACAGAGGGUGUUUCAUUGGCAAUACAAAACAAAGCGGGAGUAGUGGGAGUCCUGAAACACGCGCCCAAACAAAUUGUCAACGUGAAAACACCCACAAAAGUGAGUCAUUUUAAAAUUGUCAGCAAACAAGUGUCAUCCACUUCGCCUGCCAUAAAAACAACAAAGUUAAUCUCACCGAUAUCUAAGCCAACGAACGCCAACGUUCAAAGCGUAACGACCACUCCAACAACGCCCAAAGUUAAAGUCAUUCAAACAACAAUUAAAACAAAUGCCAAAACGCCGCAAGCUGCAAAACAACCUGUUCCAGUUAAAACUCCGAAAGCUAGGCAGCAAGAAGUACAAGCUCCGCAGGCCAAAAAACAGGAGAAUAUAAGAGAGAAUGUGCAGAAAACUUUGUUUGAGCAACUCACCAACAGGUUAAAAGAUGUGGAGGAUAUUAAACUCAGUGAAGAUGAAGUGAAGUCCAUUUCAACAGAGAUCGAGUCUCAACUCUACAGGUGUUUUGGUGAUACCGGUCAGAAAUACAGAAAUAAAUACAGAAGUUUGAUUUUCAACAUCAAAGAUGUUAAGAAUCAAACUUUGUGGAGAAGGAUUUGUGAGAAAUCCAUCAAUCCAUAUGAACUUGUUCGCCUAUCUCCUGACGACUUGGCCAGUCAGGAACUGGCAAUGUGGCGUGAAAGGGAAGCUAAACAUCAACUGGACAUGAUAAAAAAAUCCGAACUGGAAUUAUUAAAUUGCAAUAGACAAUAUGUGUUAAAAACACACAAGGGCGAGCAGGUCUUAGAAGACGAUAGACGUACCGACAAAGUCGAUAACAUUGAAGCUAUAAAAAGUCUAACGGAAGGUUCGACGUUGAGCGCCGGAGAAGCUAAACAAGAGAAAGACAAGGAUACCGACAAAAAGUCUGCGAAGCACAGCCACAAAGAUAAGGAGAGAGAACGGGAGAAGAAAUUGCGAGACCAUCAUAAAAAACGAUCGUCGAGUAGAGAUAGAAGCAGAAAACGUAGCAAAAGUCGCGACAGAAAGGACAAGAAAAAGUCCAGGAGUCGCGAUAGAGACCGCGACAAGCACAGAAAAUCUCACAAGAGUUCAAAACACAAGAUUGAAGGAGGACCCAUAGAGACUUCCAAAUUGGAUCCGAAAUCGAAGGAAAUUCUGGAUAAAUUGGUUGUCAAUAAAAUUGUACCACCGUUGGAGGACAGGUUAUGGAGACACGUGCCACAGGAGGAUAUCGUUCCUGCAGCAGAAAGCGAUAGCGAUCAUGAACCGACCUCCACGGUGACUAUUCCUACGCCGCCAAGAAGCAGCGAACAAGACGAUGAGAAAUCUUCAACGGAAAAACCAGAAAAAGAAAAACCAGCGGUUGAAGAACGCAGCAUGUCACCUCCUCCCAAGAAGCCGCCAGCAGAAAUUUGGCGGGGGUACCAUUAGUAUGAUUGAUGUCGCGCAGAUAUCUAUAACAGCUCACGAAGUGUCAGGUGAUUGUCAAGGUUUAGGCAAAGAACUCAACUCAAAUCUCGAAAUUGUGGGUAGAAUCUCGCCGGACACGGUUUGGGACUACAUAAGCAAAAUGAAGUGCUCCAAUAGCAAAGUUAUAUCCAUGGUGAGACUAAAUGCUACCAAUAUGGAAGAAAAAAUGCCAUAUUUGGCGUUGUACAGCUAUCUCAGUAGCAGAACGCGCCUGGGCGUGGUAAAAAGUACAAACAAAGCUGUUAAAGACUUUUACAUUUUACCGUUGGCGCCGCAAAAACCCAUUCCACAAGCACUACUUCCUUUAAAUGGUCCAGGUUUCGAAGAGUCUCGCCCGGCCCUUCUGCUGGGCAUCAUCGUCAGAGACAAGCGGAAACGUCCGUACAUGGAUCCCACGUCAAACCCGCUGUCGAUAAUCAAACGUAGUCGCGUCGAGACUCCACCGCUUCCAGUGCCGGCGACAUCUUCGACGCCACCGCCCCUUAUGGCAAAAACUUCAGCGGCGGCGGCGGCACCUUCCAGAAGCUACACGCCGCCUCCCGUAAAAGACCCAAGACUGAACAAGUUACCGCUUCCUGUUUUAACGGCAACGCCUAAUGAAGACGAUGAGCCGUACAGCCCAGGAGACUCGGACCCGGACACCGCAGUACCUAUAGACGUAGACGUUUCGCUUCCCGCCAUUCCUGGCCUAUCAGACGUCAAAAGCACGUCACCCUUGCUGUCGACCAAAUACACUUCGACGUUGCCAGGUCUUGGUUCGCCCAGUCCAGCAGCGGAUCCUAGCGACAUCCAGCGGCAAAUGGAAGAACUUAACAAGAAGAUCGAGAUGCAAAAAUCCGAAAUCAAUAGCAUUUCGCAAAAUAUCACUGCCACUGCGUCCGACCUGGGAACCUCUUCGUUGGCAAAUAUAGCGUUGCCCAGUAAUUUGCAGCAAAUUUUGGACAGCAUAAAGAAUAUUGAAGCUGCCACACCAGCCGAUGUUUCCGAAACGACGGUUUCUGAGGCUCCAGUAGUUACAGAAUCACCAUCAGACUUGACAAUUCCGUUGAUGAUUCCAAAAAUUUACACAAAACGUGUCCAAACGCCGCCGAAAACCGUCACGAUAGACUUGACCAGUGACACGAUCCCAUUAGUGUUGCCCACCAAGCCCAAGAUUAAGCCUGUCUCAGUAAACUCCCCAUUAAGAGAUGGCGGUAGUGUCCUAAGCGCGCUUUCAGAAGAAGAAUUGAUAAGAAAGGCCAACGAGAUGUUGGGCGAAACUAGUAAAAAUCCUCCCAGUGCUCCUAAUGUAUCCCCGCCAUCUAAAAAGAUGAAACUAGAAGUUAGUUUGCCACCAGUACCCGGUCUAGACGAUUAGAAUGGAUUAUUUAUAAAUGGUGUAAGUUAAAAAACUGUUCUUAAUUUUGAUAGGAACUUUUUAAAAGUAAAUAUCAGUACAAGUGAAAAUUUCAAUUUAUAAACUAUAGGGCUAUUAUUUUGGACAUACGCCCAAAUAUUAUGUUAAUAAAAAGUUAAUUUGUUUAAAAAAUUAAAGCUUAUGCUAUUUGUAAAUUUUGAUGUAUAGUCAAAUUAUUAUGUACAAAGUUAUUUUGUAAGUUUAUUUAGACACAUUCUAAGAUGUUAGUUAUAUAAUAUAUAGGUUUGUAAAUAAUUAAGUCG